This is a messenger RNA of Geodia barretti, 583 nucleotides long. The record is from the annotation of a GenBank genome assembly. NCBI's taxonomy places the organism in Eukaryota, Metazoa, Porifera, Demospongiae, Tetractinellida, Geodiidae.
CUGGGCAAGAGACUAGGAUCUGCUUUGCACGGUUUUUGGAAACGUCAUGUCGCCUGGUGGUAAAGCUGCCGCUGUAGGCGUGCUAAUGGCCUCGUUCCUGCUCUGGCUGUGGCUCUACGACGCUCGAGAAACAGACGAAGUCGCUGAGUGGCUGGAACAGCGGGGGCUCCUUCACCUCCGACGACACCGCCCCUUCAAACAUUUGAGCAGUCUGGAGGAGCUGGUCAGAGUGGACCUGGACUCCCUGCCUAAGCCCCUGCAGUACUCCUCCUCCCUCCCUGUCCUCCGCCAGGAGCUCCAGCUGCUGCUGGAGCUGAGACUGUGGCUGCGGGAGAGGGAUAUGGAGGACCUUCUGCCCCAGCUCCUGGAGGCCGGGCACUCCUCCAUUCAUAGUCUGCUGGCUCUGGGUCCUUACGACAUCAAGAAACUAGCCAGCCAGCUCUCACCUGCAGAACAAGGAGAGGUUUUCCGCGAGAAACUUACACGUCAUCACAAUAUCUCCAUAGCCAGCUCAGCUAACUCCAUCAGUAUUCGGUGGUUUCUACUGCGUAUCUUUCUCUCCGUUCUGUUUGUAGUCAUCUUC